AAAAAUAAUGAAAUGUGUAAAUAUUGUGGAAGAUAUUUUAGUCAUCCUGGAAAUUUAAAACGCCACAUUAAAACAACUCAUUUCAAAUUUAGCCACCAAUGUCCAGUUUGUGGUAAACUGUGUUCACAGAAGGGUCAUCUACAGGACCAUAUUAAACGUAUUCAUUCAGACAUAAUGUAUAAUAAACCUACUUGUUAUAUUUGUGGUCAAAGUUACACAGAUAAAGGAAAUUUACAACGUCAUAUUAAAGGCAGCCAUAAUCAGAUUAAGACAUUCUGUCCUAUCUGUAACAAGACAUUUAGUAGAGUUGACAAUUUAAAGAGACAUGUCUUAGUUGCUAGACUGGAAGAUGGCAGAACAUGUCAAUUUUGUGGUAAAUCUUUCACUCAGAAAAGUCAUCUGAACAGACACAUUAGAGGUCAACAUUUGGGUCAAAAAUUACAUGUUUGUCCAAUUUGUGGUAAAUCUGCAGCACAAAAAUCUAAUAUUAGACUCCAUAUUCUUCGUGCUGAGUUAGAAAGAAAGUUUCCAUGUUCAUUUUGUGGGGCUGGUUUUAAAAGAAAGAGUCAUUUAAUUCGACAUGUUAAAAGCAUACAUCUUGAUUAUCGUGUUGAAUGUCCUAUUUGUAAGAAAAUUUUCAAUCAGUCUGAAAAUUUGAAAACUCAUCUAAGAAAUAUUCAUAAAGUCAUCCAUUAUACUGAUAGGAAAUUCCAAUGUAGUUACUGUCAGGCUGCUUUCAAGAGAUCAGAUCAUUUAAAGCGACACAUUGCCGGAAUCCAUUUCGAUUACAAGAUUAACUGCCCUAUAUGUCACAAAGCUUUUAAUCAAAAAGAUAACUUGAGAAGUCAUGUGAAAAAUGUUGAAAGUGAUAGAAAGUUUGAAUGUGUUUUCUGUGGUAAUAGUUUCAAGAGGGCAUACCAUUUAAAAAGACAUGUUACAAGCAUACACACAAAUUUCAGAAUAAAUUGUCCAAUUUGUGACAGGCCUUUUAAUUUGAAGGAGAACCUGAAUGUUCAUUUAAGAACAGUUGAUGAUCAGGAAAGAAAGUUUAUUUGUUCAUUUUGUGGUUCUGGUUUUAAAAGAUCACAUCAUUUAAAACGUCAUGUCGAUGGCAUUCAUCUUGAUUAUCGUGAAUAUUGUCCUAUUUGUCAAAAAUCUUUUAAUGUUCGACAAAAUUUGAGGGUCCAUUUAAGAUCAAUUUAUUCUGAAGAUAAUGCUUAUAAAUGUGUUUGUUGUGAGAAGAGAUAUGGUCGGAAAGUUCAUUUACAAAGGCAUUUUAAAUCUGCACAUCUUAAUGUUCGAUACAAAUGUCCAAUAUGUCAGAAAUUGUUCACCAGAAAGGACAAAAUGCACUUACACUAUCGGACAUGUCAUAAUAUACCAGAUGAUGUUCCUAGUGAUGGUAGUGAAAUAAUACAAUCACUACAACUUUCACAUGAUCCAGCUUUCUUAAAAUAUACUUAA
This is a messenger RNA of Lottia gigantea (owl limpet), 1464 nucleotides long. RefSeq lists its product as hypothetical. Gene Ontology annotation, biological process: regulation of transcription by RNA polymerase II. The record is from RefSeq and is a predicted model, not a curated record. The transcript has 8 exons. Lineage: Eukaryota; Metazoa; Mollusca; Gastropoda; Lottiidae. The annotation marks the transcript as partial. Gene Ontology annotation, cellular component: chromosome. Gene Ontology annotation, molecular function: chromatin insulator sequence binding.